Messenger RNA from Thunnus maccoyii (southern bluefin tuna), 3775 nucleotides. It is a transcript of the gene znf367, whose product is annotated as zinc finger protein 367. Gene Ontology annotation, cellular component: nucleus. Gene Ontology annotation, molecular function: RNA polymerase II cis-regulatory region sequence-specific DNA binding; DNA-binding transcription factor activity, RNA polymerase II-specific. NCBI's taxonomy places the organism in Eukaryota, Metazoa, Chordata, Actinopteri, Scombriformes, Scombridae. Gene Ontology annotation, biological process: central nervous system development; regulation of transcription by RNA polymerase II. The coding region runs from base 725 to 1672 and encodes 315 amino acids. The record is from RefSeq and is a predicted model, not a curated record. The transcript has 5 exons.
CUAUUUCUUUUUCUCCCGCACAGUGCACCCUUUGUUCAAGUAUUUCCGCCCUAAAUGAUUACGUAACUUUGGCGCCUCAGAGCCACCGUUUCCUUUCCCUUUAAAUUGACCAAAAAUGUAAUAACAUAAACAGACUCUUCAGCGCGGGAAAGCAACAUCUGCUCGUCUGCAAUGUAAAAUUAACCGCCCUUCACUUCCAUUGGCUUAGACGUGGGCGAACAUGCACUUUGCGCUUCUUUAUUGGCCAAUCUUGGUGUCCGCGUGCAAGAGCGGGCGUCGAGUGUUUAAAUCUAAUUGGACAGAAGCGUUUCGACCAAUCGCAAACGCCGCGCUGGAUGUUCGAGGCUGGGCUUGCUAGCUGGUUCUAUGUGAGUGCUGUCAUUGGUUAAUUUUGACACGUGGGAUUACAUCCCUGCAGCCGAUUGGCCGGUCGACGAGCGCGAUUUUGUAACGCGGGACAACGCUUCUGUGGGCGCACACAGGUCAGUUCAGAGUGGCCGCGUCAAGGAGGAAACUACCAGUCAUCUUCAUCUCUGACUGUAUCUUCUGCGGAUACUUUGUAGCGAAGGAUCUCUUUUCUUUGCCUCUUUGGAAAUGAAGGACAUAUUCACUCCAGAUUGAUAGGGCGCACUUAAAACAAUCAAACAGAAGUAAAACUUUGACCAGUUUUUUUUUUUUUUAAACUUGUUUUUCCGACUAACACCGGGAUUCUGACAUCUAUACCAUGGCUGAGAACAAGCACCCGCACGUUAUUUUUUGCAACGACUCGCCCAAAAGAGUUUUAGUGUCCGUCAUCAAGACCACCCCGAUCAAACCUGCGAAAGCGGAGGCUCUGACGCCGACAAGCCCCGGUUUCAGCGACUUCAUGGUCUACCCUUGGAAAUGGGGGGAGAACGCCCACAAUGUGACUCUGAGCCCGGGCUCACUGAGCGGGGCUUCGUCCCCUACCGGGACCCAGACGGCCAGAGAAGCGGACACUGCUCCUUCGCCUGACCAGAUGAAGGAUGGUAUCCGUAGAGGCCGUCCACGAGCCGACACUGUCCGGGAGCUGAUAAGUGAGGGGGAGACUUCAUCCAGCCGUAUCCGCUGCAACAUUUGCAACCGGGUUUUCCCCAGAGAGAAGUCUCUCCAGGCUCAUAAGAGAACACACACAGGAGAGAGACCCUAUCUGUGCGACUAUCCAAACUGCGGGAAGGCGUUUGUCCAGAGCGGUCAGCUGAAGACGCACCAGCGGCUGCAUACUGGGGAAAAACCCUUCGUCUGCUCAGAGAAAGGGUGUGGCAAUCGGUUCACGCAUGCCAACCGUCACUGCCCCAAGCAUCCUUUCUCCCGCCUGAAGAGGGAGGAACCAAAGGAGGGCCAGGGGAAGGCCCAGUCGGUGGACAACAAGGCUGUGGCAGAGUGGCUGGCGAAGUACUGGCGAACUCGCGAGCAGCGUGCUCCUACAACCACCAAGGUGAAGCAGCAGGGCAAGGCGAGAGCUGAGGACCAGGAGCAACAGGAUCCCAUGGAGUUCCUUCAGUCCGAUGAGGAGAACGGGGAAGAGGAGGAGACCCAAGACGAGGAGAAGGGCAACCAGGGGGGAGCCGCCAAGCGCCGCCUCCAGGAGCAACGAGAGCGCCUCCACGGUGCUCUGGCGCUCAUCGAGCUGGCCAACAACCUGUCUGCCUGAACUCCCCCCUCUCCCCCCACCCUCUCCCCAAACCCCCACCCCUCAUAUCUCCAUUCCCAAUCCGCCUUCCUGCAAUAUGUGCUGCAGUUAGUAAUGGUUCAUAAACGCAGAUCAAUGACUAGUUUAGUGUAUUCUAUCAAGUUGUGAAACCAGACUUUGAGAAAGAGCUGAAUUGGCCCAAGAUCAGUGUUAAUGUACAGCGACAUCUAUUCCCCUUUACAGCACCAGGAAGGCACAAGCUAAAGCACCUUAUUCAGCUUCCAUUUUAUCCUUUUAGGCUGCUAUUAUUGUAGAUUUGACUAUAUGAAGAAUGUCUUUUCUUUCUUCUGCCUUCUGAAGGCAAAGGAAGAGUACCUGUUAUGUUUUUAAUUUGUUUUGUUUGCACUUUGAUGGUAACGAGUUUUUUUUAAGUAUAUUGUGAGUGUAAGAGAGUGUGUAUGACUGAUGUAUAUAUGGAUUAAGCUCAGAUGGACAGAAUGAUACAGGGUGUGGUUAAACUUAGGAAAUGUAAGUUUCAUUCCGACUGUCAAAUGGCUCCUAGGUUUCAUCUCUAGCGUCGUAAAGCACAACUUUUCCGCCACCGAUGACAGCAGCGGUGGCGGAAAUGGACUGAGAAAGAUUUCAGAUAGUUUUAGCCUCACCUACGCAACUCUUUCCAAGAAGAGAUGAGAAUAGGUGGACGGAAGGAGACAAGAAAAAAAUUAUCGGGGGAGCUGGAUCAGUCUGACAGGAGACAUGGUCAUUUUUAUAUGCGAAUGAGAGGUGAUCAUUGCAAGCCUAAUCCAGAGGUCUGGCGAGGCACAAGCUUUUCCAAACAAUCCAAACUUUUGACAGUUUCAUCACUUGUUUCAGUACAAAUACACACAAUAGUAUCCGUACGACAUUACCAGAGAUGCACGGGAAAGACGCAUCUCAGUGUCUUCUGGUUUGAGUUCAUUAAUAUUCUACAAUAUUUGGAGAACCAGAGUACUUCUUAGGACAUGCCAUAUUCCCAUUUUUUUACAGCAGUUUUCCUCAUAGAUACAACAAGAAACAUAAAAUCUGCAGGCCAGAAGUUGUAUUCCAACCAGACGGGAGAUAUUUUUUAGGAAGCAUGAUGUCCGCCAUCUUUUAUAUUAAAAGGUGGUAGACCAGUUAUGAUACAGGCAUAGCAUCAUGGUAGUGUGUGGUGCAUGUAUGUCAUCUCAUUUCAAAGUUUAAAUUAUGAGAUAUUUAUUUCACCAUUUUUUUUUUUUUCUGUUUUAGGGUGCUGACAUCAUGACGAUGUCUAAAGGGAAAUAUUCUGAUAUCAGCAAAAAAAAAAAAAGUUCUCAGCCACAAUAAUUCAACCUUUUGAGCUAACAUGAAUUGUCAAUAUUAGACAUUUCGGUCCAUAUUGAAAGAAAAAUUAGUUAAGAUAUGUUUUAAGUACUUGCACCCUUUAUUAAGUCUUGGAUUAAGCUUGCAAUGCACUGAAGAUUAGAUUUGUCAUGUGUCCAGGAAAAUGGCACUUGUUUUUUUCAUAAACUGAUGUGUAGUGCUGGGUGUUUUUCUUUCUUUCUUUUUUUUUUUUAAGCAACACUACAUCAUUCAACACUGUAUGAAGCCUCUCAUAACUGCCCUACAUCUGGUUGUUUUGUGGAAACCUGCACCUACAACCUGUCUCUCACUCUGUCACUCUUAGCUGUGAUGUUUGAAUUUGUUUGAUUUUUACAAAAUUGCCCUAAAUUGUGGAGUUAAGGUGAAACUGGAAGGCAAGUAAAUUGUUGAUAAUCAAAACGCCAAAUGAUUUAUUGUACCCGAUUAUAGUAUAUUUUGAAGCAUUUCUAACCCUUAGACUAUUUUGUGGUUUGAGAAAUUUUAUGGCAUUUAAUAUAUACAGAUUGUGUUUGUUAGAAUAUUGAGUGUGCACGAUUUACCAAGAGCUUUGAAGUUGAAUUUUAGUUUCAGUUGUCCCCUCUGCUAACAUCCUCCAACAGUUUUUUCAUGUUUUGUGACAUGUGUAGAGUGAUCCUGCUUGCUUGGUAGACAUUUUGUUACACAUUUUAAAGGUAAGAUUUCUCUGACAGGCUGCCCACACUGUUAUACCAUUGCUGAACUUCAAUAAACAUUCACUGAACCAGA